Messenger RNA from Sphaerodactylus townsendi, 907 nucleotides. Its product is annotated as loricrin-like. The transcript has 3 exons. The coding region runs from base 63 to 725 and encodes 220 amino acids. Lineage: Eukaryota; Metazoa; Chordata; Lepidosauria; Squamata; Sphaerodactylidae. The record is from RefSeq and is a predicted model, not a curated record.
CUGCAGUUGCUUGGACGACAUUUCCUCAGUGAUCAUCAGGGAUCGCUUAAGCCACCAGAGCAAUGAGCCAACAAGCACAAAGAGGAGCAAGCUGCUCUGGUAGCGGAUGCAGCAAUAGAGGAUCUUCUGAAGUGGUCCAAAGCAGCGGAGGAAGCUGUGGAGGCAGCAGUAGCGUUGGAAGCAGUGGAUGCUCCAGUAGCAGCCGUAGUGGUGGCGGAUGCAGUGACAGAGGAUCUCCUCAAGUGAUCCAAAGCAGCGGAGGAUGUUAUGGAGGCAGCAGUAGUGUUGGAAGUAGUGGAUGCUCCAGUAGCAGCCGUAGUGGUGGCGGAUGCAGUGACAGAGGAUAUUCUCAAGUGGUCCAAAGCAGCGGAGGAUGUUAUGGAGGCAGCAGUAGUGUUGGAAGCAGUGGAUGCUACGGUAGCAGCCAUAGUGGUGGCGGAUGCAGUGGCAGCAGCCGUACUGGUGGUGGAUGCAGUGACAGAGGAUCUUUUCAAGUAGUCCAAAGCAGCGGAGGAUGUUUUGGAGGCAGCAGUAGCGUUGGAAGCAGUGGGUGCUACGGUAGCAGCCAUAGUGGUGGCGGAUGCAGUGGCAGCAGCCGUACUGGUGGUGGAAGUUGUGGAGGCGGAAGUGGUGGCGGAUGCUUCAGUGGCAGCAGUGGCGGCAGGACCGUUGAAGGAUUUUCUCAAGAGAAGCAACAGAAGAUCUUCCCCCAGAACCUGAAAUAGAUGCCUUUAACGAGAACUCUCCAGCGGCCGCCACUCAAUGCAGAUCUUUUCUUGCCUUCCAAAACCAUCCUUGGUUAAUAAUCUCCAUAAUUUUGGAUCUUCUGGUUAUUAAAACGUAGCCUUUCAGUCUUAUGAUAUCCACCCCUUCUUAAAGUAUUAAAACUUCUGCACAUGCAAAGAAA